AUGGAUAGAACACUUAGUUCCAUAACAAAUAAAUUAAAUGAUGAAUUUGAUUCAAAUAAACGUGAUCAACUUAUUAUUCAAUUUCUUUUGAGUGAACAGAAUCUCACUCAACAAAUCAAUGUUCUUUAUUUACAUAAUGAAGUAACUUAUAAACUUCUUCAAGCAGUUGAUCAAAUGUAUGAAGUUGUUUCAACAAGUGAAAAUCAUUAUGAUAAUUUACAGAAUUGUUUUGUUCUUAGUGGUUCGAAUCUCAAUCAAAAUUAUGAAGUGCUUGGCAAUGAAGAGCAAUAA
Molecule: messenger RNA, 291 nt
Organism: Rotaria sordida
Lineage: Eukaryota; Metazoa; Rotifera; Eurotatoria; Philodinida; Philodinidae
Source: the annotation of a GenBank genome assembly